Messenger RNA from Brettanomyces bruxellensis, 4131 nucleotides. RefSeq lists its product as uncharacterized. The transcript has a single exon. Gene Ontology annotation, biological process: protein phosphorylation. NCBI's taxonomy places the organism in Eukaryota, Fungi, Ascomycota, Pichiomycetes, Pichiales, Pichiaceae. Gene Ontology annotation, molecular function: protein kinase activity; ATP binding. Bases 1 to 4131 code for a protein of 1376 amino acids. The record is from RefSeq and is a predicted model, not a curated record.
AUGACAUCUGUUCAUUCAAGACAGGAAUCAUUUGCUUCCUCAUAUGUCUCCACAAACGCACUUAGGGGAACAAACACAAGAACUAGUGGCAUGCCACCAACCCCAAGAACCAGACAUCUGGUGAAGAUAGGCCCAUGGAAACUAGGAACAACUUUGGGAAAGGGUGCAACAAGCCGUGUUUUCCUAGCAACAAACAGCCAGACAGGUGAGAAGGCUGCCGUUAAAGUCGUGUCCAAAUCUACUCUUAAUGCGGCAAGGAACUCGGAGCCUGCUUCUGAUAGAGAUUGCGACUCUGCUGGACUCAGCUACGGUAUUGAACGUGAAAUAAUUAUCAUGAAGCUAUUGAAUCAUCCAAAUGUUCUUAGACUGUACGACGUCUGGGAAACAGAGAAGGCACUUUACUUGGUUCUUGAAUAUGUGGAAGGUGGUGAAUUGUUUGACUUGCUUGUUGAAAGUGGUCCGCUUCCUGAAAGAACGGCUGUUGCCUUUUUCAGGCAAAUUAUUCUCGGAGCCUCAUAUUGUCACAGCUUGGGUAUCUGCCAUAGAGACCUGAAGCCAGAAAACUUACUUCUGGAUCGUGAUUAUAACAUCAAGAUUGCCGAUUUUGGAAUGGCUGCUCUGGAGUCCAAAGAUAGACUUUUGGAAACAUCGUGUGGCUCACCUCAUUAUGCAGCUCCAGAAAUUGUUUCUGGACUUCGCUAUCAUGGCUCUGCAUCUGAUGUCUGGUCUUGCGGUGUUAUCCUAUUUGCACUUUUAACCGGUCGACUUCCAUUUGACGACGAAAAUAUUAGAGACCUCUUGCUCAAGGUUCAAAGGGGUCACUACGAAAUUGUCGAAGAUCUUUCUACUGAAGCUCGUGAUUUGAUCUCCAAGAUGCUUACAGUUGAUCCAGAGAAGAGAAUCAAGACUCGCGAUAUCUUAUACCAUCCUUUGCUAUUGAAAUAUUUCGGAGGACCUGAAGAUCUUGCCGAUUACAACAGUCUUCCUGCCCCAGAGGCAGCAUCCCAACCUGUGGCCAAGUCCGCUGAUGGUAUAGAUAAGCACAUCAUUCGCAAUUUGGUUACAUUAUGGCACGGAAGAUCUAAAGAUGACAUUGUGAAAGCUCUUUUAAGUCCUGAGCAGAACUCGGAAAAGACAUUCUACUCCCUUCUCCUGCGUUAUCGUCAUGAUCAUAUUGACAGGGGCGGAAAUUCACUCGUGAGAAGUAGUUCUAUGAUUUCCAAAAUUACAUCGAGUCCGGCUAGAUCCGCAAUGAGUAGUGGUGCAGGCAGUAGUCGGCAUUCGAAAAGCCGGUCUAAGAGCUCGUUUGCAAAUUCAUUUACCGCUUCUUCUGCCCACAACAGACCAGUGUCUUUCCAAAACAUUCAUUCACACAGACCUGGGGCCUCUACUAGUGGAUCUAGUAGAAGCACAUCCAGCAAUAGUUUAGUGAAUAAUUUGUCUAACCCAUCCAGAAGAAAUUCAUUUAUUAGAUCUGCCUCGAUUCCGCCACUUCCCGAAGGAGCGACAUAUGACAAAUACCUUCAGAAAGACACUUCCACCGAUCCACAGGCAGCUGCCGACAAUUCUUCUUUGAACAAUUCUCAGAGGCAAAGUUUGUCGACAUUGAAACGGAAGUCACUGACACUUUGCGAGAACGAUAGUACUGUUACAGCCGAUGCGAAAUCUUCUAUGGCUGCCGGUGAAGCAGGUACGGUUGUCGAUGUUGAUGCAGCCGUUAAAUCAUCAUACAUGUUGGAAAGGUCAGUGUCGGGUUCUGCCAAUAGAUCCUUGGACACAACUCAUAAUGCUAUGAAAAAAUCCAGGAAUUCCAUGGCUUUCAGCGAUUCCAAUAUAUUACAGAGUGGCUCGGAAACAAGUGUAUCUGUCCAGAACACUACUGGAGAUACAUCCACCUCUGUUAAUAAUGAGAAUGAGUCGGCACUAAAGAAUUCAAUAACGUCCAAAGUUCUUUCUGCAUAUGCACAAUUGGCAUCGGUUGAGGAAGGAAGUAAGAAGAAAGUGGAGGAUUAUGGUAAGCGCACAUCAACCGACUUUGGCAAGCUCUGUGAUGCAUUGUUUGGAACUGAAAGCAAAUCAAAUACCGCAAUUCCUACUUCUGAUUCUAUGGCCACCAUUAAUGCCAUAGUGUUGAACAGUCCGCAUGAACAGGAUAAGAGAAGAAGCAGAAGAGCAAGCAGGAGAAUGUCCAAGUUGAAGAGAUUAUCUACUACUUCCAAGAGGAGAUCUGUGAUCACCAAGCAUAAUUCUUCUCGCCGUCUAAGUAUGUAUCUUGAAAAGAGGGGUGGUAAAAGGUCCGAAAAUUCAAAGAGAGCGUAUUCGACACCUCUAGAUAGGAUCUCUCAGAUUUUGCAGUCUGAAGAUGUUCAAGGUAAUAAACGUAGAGCAGCUUCUGACUUUGAUGCUGAACAUGUGCUAGGUAGAACGGCGAUUUCUGCACCUCCUAAGCCUGUUUCACGGUUGGAUCCGAGAUAUAACGCAUAUCACAGAUAUGAGGUCACAGUGGAGAAGCUUGCGUUGGAAAAGAAGGAGGCUGCUUUGGAAGAAAAGAGGAGAAAGGAAGCUGAAAAAAAGAGAAAAGAGGAGGAGGAGCAAAAGGAGGCAGCACAGGCCAAAGCUAACGCUGAUAUUCAACAGGCUGACGAAAGUGGUGAGAGAAGUGAGGGUGAUGAUGAUAGAACGGACGACGAUGAUGAGCGUCAUGAUUUGAAAUCUACUGUGGAGCGCAGAGAAAGCCUUAGGCGGAGUGUUGAUGUUGAUAAAUCGUAUGAUAAGCCUGCUCGUCAUUUUUCGUCUGCUAGAGGUUCGAGGAUUCCAACAAGAAUCAGUGAUGUUGUUAUUCCACAGGUUGCUCGUAAGUCAAAGGCAUUUCCAAAUGAAAAUAGGUACAGCGUUCUUUCCAUAUAUUCUGCUUUGAAUUCCUCGAGUCGCCUCAGUCAGUACGUUAGGGAACUUGAUGAUGAAAUGAGCAAAUCCAAAUCUGCAGCAUUUAGAAAAUCAACCUCCAGGAUGAGUCGACUUAGUAUGCUUUUGCAGGAUAUCGAUGUGGGACCCCAAUUUGACGAGGGGAAUGAGGAUGAUGAAAUGGGUGGUGAUUCUGAUGAUACUAUUAGGAGAAGCCCAGCAAUUGAAGAGGAAGAUGAAUGUGAGAAUGUCGACAAUGACGAUCCACAACUUGAUGAUGCUCUUGAUGACACCGUUGACAUGAAUCUUCGUUUGGAUGAUCCUAAACAGAAACGUGCCUCCGGCGCUACAGAUGAUCUUUGCUUUGUUGACAAAAAAUCACAAUCAAAGUUGGUCACCAGUAAGCCAAAUCUUGCUUAUAACUCCUCGCACAACUCUCUUAUCUCAAAUCACUCAGAUGAUGCGAAUGCUUAUAAGGGAAUGCAUCUCCCUGAAAUACCUGGAUCACCUCUAAAAAAAGAAAUUUCACGAAAUUCAAAGUCUGAUUUGGCGAAGAACACUGAGGAAAACGCUGUUGAAUCAAAAGCCCAAGCUGCAAGUACAGGAAUGACUAAGAGUAAAGAAAAAAGCUCUCUUCCUGCUGUUCCAGCUGCUGAGACGAAAAAGGUGAUUGCUGGUAAAGACUCUGAAAGCAGAGUUCCAAAAAAAGAAGCUCAAAGAGCAGCAUUGAGGCCAAUAAACGGAAAUAGGCCCGAGAUAAAGAAUACUAGAAAGACAUCUUUCUUUAGGAGAUUCUCUAGAAAGAGCCAUGAAAAGGAGGAUGAGCCUGAUAAGGACACAAAGAGGAAAAGUUCCAUUUCAUUGCUGUUCAAACGUAUUUUCUCUGGAGAUACCGAAGCCAAGCAGGUGAUUCAGACGAAGUUGGGUACGCAGGAGUUGUAUGAUGCAAUGAAAUCACUUUUCUUCAAUUGGAGACAUCAUGGUAUAACACACUUGGAUUACGAUGAGAAUUUCCGUCGCAUUAAUGCUGCAGUUGCUAAGCAUAAUGCAAUGGGUGUGAAGCCAUGCAAAUUCUCUUGCAGGGUACUUCAAGUCGAGGAUGAUUUGAAACCUGAUGCUCAGUCUGAGCUGGUUUUUACUUGUACAAGCGGGUCCGGUAAAACAUUCAGCAAGAUGGUUCAUGAGAUUCAGGUGAUAUUGGAUAAGGAGUCUGUGUAUGUUGCUUAA